Molecule: messenger RNA, 1842 nt
Organism: Aspergillus ochraceoroseus IBT 24754
Lineage: Eukaryota; Fungi; Ascomycota; Eurotiomycetes; Eurotiales; Aspergillaceae
Product: DUF2461 domain-containing protein
Exons: 8
Coding region: 261-1649 (462 amino acids)
Source: RefSeq, a predicted model, not a curated record
CUUCGGUCCUUUGUGAGCUUGAAACCGUUAUAAAGUCAAUCGGCGACUAACUAACCACAGGCUGUUCAAAGAACUUUGAAGCAGCCGCCAUAAAAACGACUUAAAUGCCAUCCGAUUCUCUCGGCUUUUCUAACCCCCCCCUUUGCUUUCCUUUUUGUAGCUACCUGUAUCUACAAGAACAGCUCUUAGGAUAUCGCUUUCGUUCUAAGGCCCGAACAAAUCGCAUUUGAAACAUACUGGGCUCUCCGUUUGCGUUCGCCAUGCCUCCUCGAUCGACUCGGGCCGCUCCCGCAUCGGCAGCGGUUCCAAAGCCAGCACCAAAGAGGAGCUCCUCCUCCAGAGCCUCAGGUACCGCGGCAAAGAGACAAAAGUACAACGCUAGCCCCGCCAACGAAUCUGUGAAAUCUACUACGAAGAAGAGCAAAUAUUUCCCGGAUGCAAAACCCAAGAAAGUUAAGAGCUCAAACCCUUCAAAUCGGCCAGACGACUUCAUCUCAGAGAACGACGAUGAUCCAGACGCCGCAUCCCCUGAUCCAAACUGGGACUCACCAGAGCCCGGCCCUGCAAAAGAUGAAUCAACAGAUGAGUCUUCUGCAAAUGAAGAGACAGAAGCUGAUGAAAUAGUUCCAAAGAGAAGAAAUAACUCUUCACGAAAGAACAGCGAUUUCAGCAAGAGUACAGCACGGUCGAAGGCUUCGAUCUCUUCUAAAAAAACCAAGGAAUUGUGGAGAGAGGGUGUGAAGACCGGCCUAGGACCUGGAAAGGAGGUUUUUAUCGAAAAACCCAAAGCACGGGACCCAGGAGACAUAUCGUACAAGGAUGAAACCUUGCACCCAAAUACCCUACUUUUUCUGAAGGACUUGACGAACAACAAUGACAGAGAGUGGUUAAAAGCACAUGAUCCGGACUUCCGUGCUUCAAAGAAGGACUGGGAAACAUUUGUUGAGACCUUAACAGAGAAAGUCGCAGAGAAGGACAGCACGAUUCCUGAGCUACCUGCCAAAGACCUGGUCUUUCGCAUACAUAGGGACAUAAGAUUCAGCAAGGACCCUACUCCAUAUAAGACUCACUUUUCAGCUGCCUGGUCCCGCACUGGUAAAAAGGGCCCUUACGCUGCAUAUUAUGUACACUUCCAACCAGGAGCCUGCUUUGUCGGGUCGGGUCUCUGGCAUCCGGAAGCUCACAAACUCGCGCUUCUUCGCGAAGAUAUCGACGGAAGCUCACAUCGUCUUAAGGCCGUUCUUAGGGAGAAGGAAAUGCGCCGCGAGAUUUUGGGGGGGAUACCCGAUGAUGAAGGGAAAGCCGUGAAGGCUUUUUGCAGUCAUAACAGUGAGACCGCUCUCAAAACCAAACCCAAGGGCUAUGAACUAGAUAACGAAAAUAUCCAACUACUCCGGCUGCGCAGCUUUACCAUUGGCAAACCACUCUCGGAUGAAGAGCUUUUGAGUUCUAACGUGCAGGAGAAGAUCGCUACUCUCAUUGGUAUCAUGGAGCCAUUUGUAAGCCAUUCUUACCCUUCGCUUUGCAGCCAAUUUCUGGCUUUUCCCCCUCCAUUUGGCCGCGCCUGCGCCUAUUGGAUCCUAGCCCCGUAUCAAUUACAUGGCCUUUCCUUAUUCUCCCUGCCCCCCUCCCCGAAUUUCCUUUUCUAGUACCUUCAGCGGUGUGGCUCCGGUCAUAACGAUGCCCGCUACGGAUUCAGCCAUGACCAAAGUGGUGACAGGGCUCAACAGCGUCGUCAUGCCUGACCUAACAGAUCAUGAUAACAUUGUUUCCGAUUCCCCCCAAGAGUAUUGAAAACGUUUCAGUGGUGGUAUCAGGGCCACCAGACGGCCGCGAUAUUUG